GGUUCCUGAGGCUCUUCCUGAUAGCAGUGUAGAGGGAAAGCCUGGAGAGGGGCUCCUCAUGUUGUGCCAGCAGCAGAUGCCUAGGACAGUAUGGAGAGCCAUGAGCUAGUGGAGCCAUGCUAGUUGUUUCAGCUGCUCUGGGUUGGGGCAUUGCAGCUGUCUCCAGGGGAAUGGUGUGGGACACAGCCUGCAAGAAGAGUGCUAUGAAGGCUCUGCUCACCUUCUGCCAGGAGACACCCAUCUCAUUUCCAGCACACUUAUACUGCCUUGCUCGUAAGUGACAGGAAUUCAUUAGCAUUGUAGCCAGUUUGCAUAUGAGCAGUGUGUUUGGGCAAAGAGGGAGGAGGGAUUCUCUCUUACUCUUGCUCAGCAAGACCAAGUGUCUAAACCCUCUCCUGUGACCUCACUCUCUCCUGAGAUUUCGCUACCAGCUCUGGGAAAACCAAGGUAUACCUCAAAACUUUCUUCUUGUAAGAAUAGCCUUUGCCAUAGUCAAGCUCUGGCCAGUUUUGCAGCUUCCAUGCUCCACCUCCUGCUGGUGCACUCACUGGCUUCCUGAUCAGCUCCCUUCAGCUGCUGGCCUUGCUAGAUACAGAAGGAGGGAGUUAAGCUUAUUUGCCUAAUAACGGAACCAAGAUACUCUUUCCUGAAGGAGGAAUUCUCUCUGUCCUGCCCAGAGGACGAGAUAGAGCAGAGCACAGCAGGCAGUCUAAGGCCUUGACAGUGGAGCAUGGGUUUCCUCAGGAGGGUGGCAAUCCAGCAGUGUGCUUCCUGGAAAGGAAGUGCCACACAGGGUUGCAGAGUUCAAAAGUGUAGCAAUACAGCAAGCAAAUGGAUCCUUCAAUGGCUGUGCCACCAGCCAGUGCCUUGGGAUUCCUGACCUCAAUGCCCUGCAAACCCCUUGUCUCAGGUGCCCUCAGCUGUUCCAUUCCCAGAUCUGUCUAUGCUGGAGGAGCCUGGCCUGCGACAAGGGUCUGCACUGCCAGGAGACAUAGUCCCUCAGAGUGGCUCUUGCCAAGCAAGCAAAUCCUCACAGCCACAUUUGAUAGUAUGUAGGAUCCUAGCAUUUCCCUACAACAUACUGGGAGAAAAAAUAUACUCCAGGCUGUGAAAUGUGCAGAUAAUAUGGCCGAGGGUAGUGCACCAGUGCCAUGUACAGGAUGUUUCUAAAGAGGGAAAUGAGCCAAAUUUGAGCAGUUUUGCUACUGGAGCUAGGGCAAGUGAUUUUACCAAGCUCCUGGGCAGCCACAUGCAGUUCUUGCUUUUGGCCAUGAUUGCCCAUGUUGGCUCCACAGGCAGAGGGACUGGGAAGGAAUGCUGCCAGUAUCUACACAAAUCUGCACUGUGCUGCAGGAGUGUGCUGCUCUCUGUGUGUAUUUUCUCUUCUGCAACGUGGCUGCAAACCCAGAGCUGCCAGUACUUCUGCCCUAAAGACAACCACGUCUGAAAUGCCCUUGCUGAUGACCUGCUACUGAGGCUUGCUCACUGCUCCUGCCUGAGGCUGGAGAAACUCCACCAAAACACCUAUAUGCAACAAAAACUGGUUUCCGGCCACGUGACUUCAGCUCACAUCCCGAGGUUCUGAGAAACCACAGCAGGCCCAGGCCUGGAGGGAAGGUGCAGAGGCUGUGAGAGGAGAGGCAGAGAGAGUGGCAGAGCGCGGGGCAGGAGCACAGCGUGCCGCUGCCCUGGGCCAGGGCCGGGAAGCCGAGGGCCGUCUCAGCAGGACGGAGGGCAGGGGAGAAGGAAGUGAAGCAAAACAGAAGACAAGAACACCAAGAGCAGAAAGGAAGCUGAAGAGGCCCUGGGAGCCAGAGACAGCAGCCAUGCCCCACAGCUCUGACAGCAGUGACUCCAGCAGCUUCAGCCAGUCUCCCCCUCCCAGCAAGCAGGACUCUUCUGAUGACAUGAGGAAAGUCCAAAGGAGGGAGAAGAAUCGCAUUGCUGCCCAGAAGAGCCGCCUGAGGCAGACCCAGAAAGCAGACACACUGCACUUGGAGAGUGAAGACUUGGAGAGGCAGAACGCUGCCCUGCGACGGGAGAUCAAGCAGCUGACAGAGGAGAUGAAGCACUUUGCCUCGAUGCUGAGCUCCCAUGAACCUCUCUGCUCUAUCCUGACAUCCCCUCCAGCACCUCCAGAAGUGCUUUAUGCAACACACUCCUUCCACCAGCCCCACAUCACCUCCCCACGCUUCCAGCACUGAGUCAGCCAGUGGGAGGGCAGCCUGCCAGCUCCACUGAUGGGAGGAAGCAACUUUUUGGGGCUUGCUUUUCCAUCCAAGGGAGAAGGAUGGACAGACACCUCUUUUCAAACUCUUCUCAACUCUUCUCAAACUGAGUUGCCCCAGGCUUGCUCCCUGUGCAGAAACGGCAGAGCCACCAGGAGGCACCUUCGGGCAGUUUCCAGCUUCGGUCCUGGGAAGAGAAGUCAUUCGCAAAAGUUCACCAACCCCCUUCCUCAGUGCUUGCUUGGGCAUAAUGGCAGGAGUGUGGAACGCCAGCAACCUCUGCAUGAGCAGCUGGCUGUGGCAUGCAACAGCUGGAGCUCCAGAGAGAGGAACUGGAAUGGGAGCAGGGGCAGAGGGGAAGGUUGGGGGGCACAGAACACCGGGGCAAAACUGUUUUAUUUUUGUAAAAUAAAGAUUGAAAAUGCUUAACUCUUUCCUAAAUAGGACCCAAGUCUCUCCUAUGGCAUAGUGAGGGUGCAAGGUGCAGGUGCAGAGAGCUUGGAGUCCAGCUCUGCAAGUGCUGGUGUCUAAUCUAGGACCAGCAUAUUUAGAAGAGGGGGUCCAUGUGCAUGGGCUGGGCAGACUGAGGGACAGUGGUUUAUGUGGUGGUGGAGUCCUUGGGAGAGAAGCCUCACUCCUUGCUGCAGGGCAGGACCUGGCUAAUGAGUUGUGAUGCUAAGUGGAACAUCAAGGUCCCUUCCCUGCUGACUCCCUCAGCUCCUUCCUGUCACUGGCUAGCCCUCCAUGUGCUCCCCUUGCAUGUGUGGAGGGCCACUGCCUUCAGCUUGACCAGCAGCACAUCCAGAAAGGCACACUGCAGCGUGAAGGGGAGUGAUGCUGAACAGCACAGGAGAAGCAGCACCUGACAGGAUCCUUGCUCCAAGGCACCCUGCAAUAAGGCACGCAGCUGCAGCCUGCACUGUUUCCCCUUCCCCACCAGUUACAACUCCACAAAAGGCUGCUGCAGUGAAGCAGAUGAAACCUUAGAGGUCAGUGAAAAGUAGAUUAGUUCUGCUGGGUCUGAUCUAUUGGAAACACAGGCUGGUCCAUACAGUCUCUGCACCU
Messenger RNA from Pogoniulus pusillus (Red-fronted tinkerbird), 3293 nucleotides. It is a transcript of the gene BATF, whose product is annotated as basic leucine zipper ATF-like transcription factor. The record is from RefSeq and is a predicted model, not a curated record. The transcript is spliced from 4 exons. Bases 1827 to 2204 code for a protein of 125 amino acids. Gene Ontology annotation, molecular function: DNA-binding transcription factor activity, RNA polymerase II-specific; RNA polymerase II cis-regulatory region sequence-specific DNA binding. NCBI's taxonomy places the organism in Eukaryota, Metazoa, Chordata, Aves, Piciformes, Lybiidae. Gene Ontology annotation, cellular component: nucleus. Gene Ontology annotation, biological process: regulation of transcription by RNA polymerase II.